AUGUCAUUCUUCGCCAAGCUAGGCAGCGACUCGGACUCGGACUCGGGAUCCGAGUCGGAAGAGUCUAUCCUGUCCGGAGAUGAGGGAGAGGAUCAGGAUUUAAAGUUGAAGUUGGGCAAGGGGAAGAAGGGGAUGUUUGAGAGAGGAAGUGGGGAUGAUGAGAGUGAUAGUGAGGAUGACGACGACGAGGAUAGUGAUGAGGAUAGUGAGGAUGAGGGGGCGGAUAGUGAUGCAGGCAGGAAGAAACUCCAAAACAAGUUCUUGAAAGGCGCCGACUCGUCCGACGACGAAUCCGAGGAUGAAGACAAAACCGUCGUCCUGUCCGCCAAGGACAAGCGGUUCGUCGAGAUGGACAUGGCUAUCAAGGCUAUUCAAAAUGCGACCAAGCUCGAGGGUGCGGCGAACGACUGGGUGUUAGCCUCUUCUGAAUUCGACAAGCUCCUCCGCUUCAUCACCCGUCAUCAAACAUCCAUGGCCGCCUCCCCCAUCCCACCCUCCGGCCACAUCCCCCCGCCUUCCUCCAGACCCUCCAAGGCGGUUAGCUCGAUGCGGCAGGCACUGAAGAAGAAGGCAAAGGAGUUUGAGCUGUUGCUGAAGACUUACAACGAGGACCCCGAGGCUUACUCUGCCGCCUACGACAAGGCCAACGCCGCGCCCGUUGUCGCUAAAGCACCCAAGAAGAAGGAUCCUACCGGUGCGGCCGCAGCAGGCGACGAUGGGGAUUUCCAGACUAUCGGCAAAGGGGGUCGGGCGCUCAACUUGACUGCUGAAGGGACCUUCAAGACGCUUCGCGAGGUAUUCGAGUCGCGCGGAAAGAAGAACACCGACCGUGGAGAAACCAUUCGGAUCCUUUCGAAACUCUACGAAGUCACCGAAACGACCUACCAGCGUAUCCGCGUCCUCCUCGCUCUGGUUCCAGCGCGUCUCGACUACUCCCAGGCCCUCCCUUCUAUUCCGCACGAGUCCUGGGUUGCCGGCCUGAAGGAGCUGGAUCUGCUUCUUUCGCUGCUCCUGAAAGAGCCCGGAUAUGUCGUGCAGGAGACGGUGGCGGAGUAUGAUGAUAUGGUGGAAAGGGAGCCGGAGGAGAAGGAUGGGAAGUUGGUCAAGGUUGAGAUUGCCGGGAACUUGAUCAGUCUCGUCGAGAAUAUCGAUAACGAGUUCACCAAGACGCUGCAACAUACCGACGCACACGAGAAGAGCUCGGACUAUAUCGAGAGGCUGAGGGAGGAGGCGCCGCUCUAUGCGACGAUCACCAAGGCGCAGGCAUUGUUUGAGCGGGAUAACCUCGCGGAUCAGACUGCUCGGGCCGUCAUGCGCCGCGUGGAGCACCUCUACGCCAAGCCCGACGUGGUCAUUGAACACUUUGGCCGCGUUGCCGCCCCUACCCUCGAAAACCUCACUUCCUCCAUCACCCCCUUCACUGCCUCGACUUCCCCCUCGCAACUCAUCCGCCUCCUCUGCGUCUACAUCUACAAUUCCGACGCACCCCUCCUCCGUGCCCGCGCCAUCCUGUGCCACAUCUUCAACCACGGGAUGCACGGGCGGUACCACCAGGCUCGGGACCUCCUCCUCAUGUCUCAUCUCCAGGACACCAUCUCGCACGCCGACGUCACCACCCAGAUCCUGUACAACCGCGCCGUCAUGCAGCUCGGUCUCGCCGCGUUCCGGUCUGGCUACAUUCCGGAAGCACAAGUCAUCCUCGCCGACAUGUUCUCGAGUCAGCGGCAGAAGGAAUUGCUGGCGCAAGCGAUUCAGCGGUAUGGGAACCAAAUCACGCCGGAGCAGGAACUGGUCGAAAAGAGGCGGUUACUCCCUUUCCACCUACACUUGAAUCUCGAGUUGCUCGAGGCGGCGUAUUUGACUUCGUGCAUGCUCAUCGAAGUCCCGCUCCUUGCUGCGGCCGAGACGGACGAGCAGCGCCGACGGGUGACGAGCAAGCAGUUCAAGCGGUUAUUGGACAUGGCGGAUAAACAGGCGUUUAUGGGUCCACCGGAAAAUACGAGGGAUCACGUCGUCAAGGCGUCCAAGGCGAUCAUGGCGGGUGAUUGGGAAAAGGCCAAGGAAUUGAUUGAGGGCAUCAAGGUCUGGACGUUACUGGAUGGUGCGGAAGAGGUUAAGGCUAUGCUUGGCCGUAAAAUCCAAGAAGAAGCCCUACGGACCUACCUCCUUACCUACUCGACGCACUACGCCUCCCUCUCCCUCUCCCACCUCUCCUCGACCUUCUCCCUCCCCGUUCCCACCCUCAAAUCGCUCAUCUCGCGCAUGAUCUACAAUGAAGAGCUCUCGGCCUCGCUAGACUCGAUCGACGCCGUCGUCAUGUUCCACCGCACCGAGACAACCGAGGUGCAGCGUCUGGCCCAACAGCUCGCGGAGCGCGUGGCGGGUAUGGUGGAGAAUAAUGAAAAGGUCCUGGAUCAGAAACUGGGUAAUCAGCAGGGUGGGGGACAGGGUGGGAAGGAGGGCGGAGAGCGCGGAGGAGAGGGUGGAGGGCGCGGACGGACAGAGAGACGGGGUGGGAGAGGAGGUGGAGGGCGAGGAGGGAGAGGAAGGGGCAGGGGAGGAUUCAAUUCGGGUUUGGGGACGGGGGUGGGGCAACGAAGGGGGGUCGCAGCUUAG
Molecule: messenger RNA, 2616 nt
Organism: Dioszegia hungarica
Lineage: Eukaryota; Fungi; Basidiomycota; Tremellomycetes; Tremellales; Bulleribasidiaceae
Product: eukaryotic translation initiation factor 3 subunit 8 N-terminus-domain-containing protein
Exons: 9
Coding region: 1-2616 (871 amino acids)
Biological process (GO): translational initiation
Cellular component (GO): eukaryotic translation initiation factor 3 complex
Molecular function (GO): translation initiation factor binding; RNA binding; translation initiation factor activity
Source: RefSeq, a predicted model, not a curated record